UUUGUGGCAAUAUAAAGACUGGAGUUCGAGUUGAUGUAUUGUGGAAUUGCGAGAUUCGACUGAAGAAACACAUCUGUGAUGUUCGUAGCGCAUCACUAUAAAUCAUUCCUGGUAAAGACGUGAUUUUCCAUUAUUUACAAAAUGAAAUCGAGGAUUAUUAUCCUGGGCCUGUUUAUGUUCUUCGUAAUGGUGGUGUCCACGUCUGAUACUAAAGAACGGAAAAAGAAAUCAUGGAAAGACAAGGACAUGAUGUUCAUGACGGACGCUGAUGCAGAGCGUUUGCUGGAACAGUGGGAAGCAAACGAUGAACCCCUGGAGCCAGACGAGUUGCCGGAACACUUGCGACCUGCUCCAAAGCUAGAUAUAUCCAAGCUAGACAUAAGAAAUCCAGAGAGUAUGCUAAAAGCAACGAAAAAAGGAAAAGGCGUUAUGAUGUUCGUAGAUCUUCAGUCAAAUGUUUCAGAGGAGCAAGCAGAUGUUAUGACUCGUAUCUGGCAGACUGGCCUACAGAAUAAUCAUAUCACUAUGGAAAGAUAUCCAAUUGAAAAUAAACGUUUCAUAUUCAUGUUCCACGACGGAGCUCAGGCUAUCGAGGGUAAAAAUUAUUUGCUACAGCAGCCUGAAGUGGGUCAUGUCACGAUCGAUGGACAGUCAUAUUAUCCACUACUAAAGGAGGGAGAAAGCAUUGUAAUUGACGAGUCGAUGAAAAAGCCAAGUGCCAAGAAAUCGAAAAAAGAGUUGUAAUCUCGUGGUUAAUUUCUGAAACGUUUUCCAUUUGUCUAUUUUUAUACAAAAAGUAUACUUUCGAGAAAUAUUUUUUUCUACUUUGUUUACAGGAACCAAAUUGUUUCUAUCAAGCGUUAAGUUUACACUGUACGUUUAUUAGUUUAUU
This is a messenger RNA of Trachymyrmex cornetzi, 892 nucleotides long. RefSeq names its product LDLR chaperone boca (gene boca). NCBI's taxonomy places the organism in Eukaryota, Metazoa, Arthropoda, Insecta, Hymenoptera, Formicidae. The record is from RefSeq and is a predicted model, not a curated record. The transcript is spliced from 6 exons. Gene Ontology annotation, biological process: protein folding. The coding region runs from base 142 to 744 and encodes 200 amino acids.